AUGUAUAAUAACGCCAAGCCAAUGCAGCAACGAGGACAAGGACUUACUGAAAGAGCACCUCUUCUUAAUGAUGAAAAUUCUUCUCUAGGAGUUGGCAUUCCUCGGGUUUACCGGAACACAAAAUCUCGGGAAGUUCUAGGCGAACUACCUCGUCCUACAUCGAUGGACAUUGAUAGUAAUAAACUCAACGUUUUGUCAGACGUCACAUCACAUAUACAACAGCAAAGAAAACGACCUUUAAGGAAUUCGAAGCUUGGAAACUCUUGUUCCCAAGAUGAGAACUUGGGCCAUAAUCAACAAAAAUAUAAACUAACAACUAACCGAAUUCCAUGCAAACCCAGUUUUACAGUACAUGUUGACAGUGAUGAGAAUACCAACUCUAAGCCUGAAGAACCUAAACUUAUUGGUGCUGCUUGUAAAGAUCUGCAUGUGGAGGAGAGACUUGAUCUUCAUGAUGCUGUCACAGCUCUACCAAAACAGCCAUUUGACCGCAUUAGAGAACCUUUCAUUAUUGAGGAUGCAGAAUCUCCCAUGAUACUUGACACAAGCAUUGCUACAUUGGAUCAAUCAAGAGAGGAGAAAGAACAAGAUGAAAUAGAUAUUUAUAAAGAAGAUCUAUUUAAUUAUCAUCGGCAAGCUGAGGAGAAAUAUUUGCCAAAACCACACUAUAUGCAUAAGCAAACAGAUAUCACAUAUGGUAUGCGUAGCAUUCUGGUUGAUUGGCUCGUGGAGGUUGCUGAAGAAUAUAAAUUAUUUCGCCAGACUUUGUUCUUGUCUGUUAACUACAUUGAUCGUUUUUUGUCUACAAUGGCGGUAAAUAGAGGAAAGUUACAGCUUUUGGGGACUGCCUGUACAUUCAUUGCAUCGAAAUUUGAAGAAAUUGAGGCUCCAGAUCUUGGUGAAUUUGUCUACAUUACUGAUGAUACAUAUACUCGAAGCCAGGUCUUGAAAAUGGAGCAAAUGAUUCUGAAAGUUCUCUCUUUUAAUGUGGCUGUUCCCACCACAAAUACGUUCUUGGAGCAUUACCUUCAUGAGGCCAACCUUAACCAUCCUCAUCAUAAAUACCUCUCCAUGUUCUUGAUAGAAUUAACACUUCUUGAUGCCAACCCUUAUCUUCAGUUCUUGCCAAGCAUCAUUGCAGCUGCAGCUUUCUAUCUGGCUGCAAAAACUUUAGAUUUGAAGGAUCCCUGGCCCAGUGCUGUGGAGAAUCUUUCCGGCUAUUCUGUUGUUGACUUCUUGUGCUGUGCCAAGCUUCUGUGUGAAACCCAUAAAAAUGCAAAAACCCAUCCUCAGCAAGCCAUCUAUCAAAAAUACCAACAAACAAAAUACCACAUAGCUUCCUCACUUCACCCAUUGGCAGAUGUGAAGAGUUUAAGAUUCCAGUAA
Molecule: messenger RNA, 1386 nt
Organism: Acanthosepion pharaonis
Lineage: Eukaryota; Metazoa; Mollusca; Cephalopoda; Sepiida; Sepiidae
Source: the annotation of a GenBank genome assembly